AUGUCAAGCCGGAAGAAAAACAUUUUAAAGGUGAUUAUAUUAGGAGACUCAGGUGUGGGCAAGACAUCGUUGAUGCACCGCUAUGUCAAUGACAAAUUCUCACAGCAAUAUAAGGCAACAAUCGGAGCUGACUUCCUGACGAAAGAGGUAACUAUGGAUGGGGAUAAAGUAGCAACAAUGCAGGUUUGGGACACAGCUGGCCAGGAGCGCUUCCAAUCGUUGGGAGUCGCAUUUUACAGAGGUGCAGACUGUUGCGUAUUAGUAUAUGAUGUUACGAACGCGAAAUCGUUCGAGAAUAUCAAAUCUUGGCGCGACGAGUUUCUCGUGCACGCCAACGUGUCAUCACCAGAGACUUUCCCUUUCGUAAUUCUAGGAAAUAAGCUGGACGUUGAAGAAUCGAAAAAGGUUGUCAGUAACAGAUCCGCUCAAGACAUGGCCAAGUCUUUAGGGAACAUUCCACUUUUUCUUACGAGUGCGAAAGGCUCUAUCAACGUUGAUACAGCUUUCGAAGAAAUUGCGCGCAACGCAUUACAACAGAGUCAAGCGGACGCUGAUGCGUUCGAAGACGAUUUUAACGAUGCCAUCAAUAUCCAACUUGACGGCGAACCCAGCUCAUGUAGCUGCUGA
Molecule: messenger RNA, 627 nt
Organism: Lachancea thermotolerans CBS 6340
Lineage: Eukaryota; Fungi; Ascomycota; Saccharomycetes; Saccharomycetales; Saccharomycetaceae
Gene: YPT7
Product: Rab family GTPase YPT7
Exons: 1
Coding region: 1-627 (208 amino acids)
Biological process (GO): regulation of vacuole fusion, non-autophagic
Cellular component (GO): phagocytic vesicle; late endosome; fungal-type vacuole membrane
Molecular function (GO): GTP binding; GTPase activity
Source: RefSeq, a predicted model, not a curated record